AUAAUAUUAAGAACAACAUUUAUUAAAAAUUAUAUUUAUUAAAAAACUUUUUUUACAUACAAUUAAGUAGAAGAAUUUUAUUUUUAUUUUUAGGAAAUACUUUCAUACUAAAUAAUUUAUCUUAUUAAGAUGUGUUCUAUUGGGUUAAUGACAUCAGAUGCUUGCGAAGGCCAACAAGAUGUUAUUGAAACUUUAAGCAAUGAAGAAAAAAUAAUUAUAUCUUUACGCUGUAAUAUUGAAUUAUCAAACUUAGAAAUAUUAUGUGAAAGACAUAAUACAAAAUAUUUGAAAAUGUAUCCUAUAUGGCAGAAAGCUUGUUGUGAUCCAUUCAAUAGACAUACAAAGAAAAUCACAAAAAAUCUUGGCGUAGUUACAAUAAAAGAGUCACAAGUCAUGAUGAGAAAUUGUUUGAAUAUUCCUCCUGGGAAAAAACUUUGCAAACCUUGUAAACAAAAGAUUGCCAGAAAAAAAAAACUUACAGAAGAGGAGCAAAGUAAGAGUGAACAAGAUGAGGAUUUUCUAAUAUCACCAUGCAAAAAAAUAAGACAGGAGAUCAAUAAAGAACUCAAAAAUUUUAGUUUAUCUCCUCUAAAAUCUCAUUCAAAAUCAUUAAAACAUAUACUGUCAGAUGGAAAGCAAAAAGUUGCAUGUAUCAACGAAAUGGCAUAUAACGCUACUAGAAAAAUUGAAACUCAAUUUUCCUCAAAACUAUGUUAUGAAACCAAUGGGUUGAAAAAGAAGGCUGCAAACUUUGAUGAAAUUAUGAGCUUGGUAAAAGAAAAAAUUCUAUGUUCUGACAAACGAACUAUUGUUCAACUUCUAACACUGGCACCCCCAAGUUGGUCAAUAUUAGAAGUACAAAAUAACUUUUCGGUUACAGAAUACCAAGCCAAGAUGGCUAGAAAAAUUUUUAAUAAAAAAGGAUUGUUAGGUAUCUCUGUAAAGUCUUACAUAAAGAAAUAG
Molecule: messenger RNA, 963 nt
Organism: Hydra vulgaris (swiftwater hydra)
Lineage: Eukaryota; Metazoa; Cnidaria; Hydrozoa; Anthoathecata; Hydridae
Source: RefSeq, a predicted model, not a curated record